UGAACAAAUUUAGAAGACAGCUGGCCGGAUGGUAGAAAUUUUUAAUUUGCCAAGAAUGAAAGGAAGUUGGAAAACGAUCUUAUGCUGUGCUAAACAUUAAAACAAAAUGGAAUUACAAGUCUUUGAAAUGCUAAGAAAGCGAGAUUCCGAGUACUAUCUGGACCUGAACGACACUCAAUUCAAUUACACCGAUUUUUACAUGAACAAUACGUUUUACAGCGAAUCUGAUGAAUCUCGAUUACAACGUGUAAAAAAUUUAAUAUUUCCGAAAUGCUGGACUUGGAUAUUAAUUUUUCUUCAUUCGGUGGUGUUUAUAAUAGGAUUAAUUGGAAAUAUAUUAGUAUGUGUCGCUGUGUAUAGAAAUCAUACAAUGAGGACUGUAACGAAUUAUUUUAUUGUGAAUUUGGCGGUGGCAGAUUUUUUGGUAAUACUUUUGUGUUUACCUCCGACUGUUAUUUGGGAUGUCACAUUGACGUGGUUCUUUGGGGACUUCAUGUGCAAGACUGUCUAUUAUUUACAGAAUGUUUCCGUUGCCGUAUCCGUUUUAACGUUGACAUUCAUUUCCAUCGACCGUUGGUACGCAAUCUGUUUCCCUCUAAAGUUUAAAUCAACUACUGGAAGGGCGAAAACCACUAUCGCCAUUAUUUGGUUACUCGCUUUACUAUUCGAUAUUCCCGAACUGUUGGUAUAUCAAACCGUUCCUGACCGCGGAUAUCAGAACUAUAGUAGUAUUUACCUUACACAGUGCGAGCCUAGUUGGUCUCUCGAAACGGAUCGCAAUUGGACGAUAGCGAAGAUGAUUUUACUGUAUGUAAUACCGCUAAUAUUCAUGACGGUGGCCUACUGUCAAAUUAUACGUGUCUUAUGGCGUUCGGGGCACGUAAGACAACAUGCGUUAGAUAUUUCGGACGGAAGACAGAUGAACACAUUUGCCAUGAAUACAAAUACCAGUACAGAGAGCCAACUGCGAUCUAGAAGAAAAGCCGCAAAAAUGUUGUUUGCCGUUGUAAUAAUGUUUGCCGUGUGCUAUUUUCCUGUUCAUCUACUGUGUAUACUUAGGUAUGUAAUUACAUUUCGAUUACUAUUGACAUUUUGCACUUUACUGUGUUUUCCCGGUUUGUUUAGUUGUUCUUAAUGUUUGUGAUUGAAU
Messenger RNA from Photinus pyralis (common eastern firefly), 1150 nucleotides. RefSeq names its product orexin receptor type 2-like. NCBI's taxonomy places the organism in Eukaryota, Metazoa, Arthropoda, Insecta, Coleoptera, Lampyridae. The coding region runs from base 107 to 1135 and encodes 342 amino acids. Gene Ontology annotation, molecular function: orexin receptor activity. Gene Ontology annotation, cellular component: membrane. The transcript is spliced from 4 exons. The record is from RefSeq and is a predicted model, not a curated record. Gene Ontology annotation, biological process: G protein-coupled receptor signaling pathway; feeding behavior.